CCAUUAACGAAAAGCUCAGUCAAGUUUUGUGAGUCGAAGGAGGCACACCAGUUUGUCCGUGCGCAGACGACUACACGACUACCGACACGUUGUUUUUUUUAUUAGUGGAUAUUUCUACCGCAUUCUUUCGGUAUAGAGGAGCUAUAUACGCAGACAAGUGACCCACAAAGUGACCCAGGCGCUGUCGCUUUAAAGCGAACACUUCCCCUCCCCCCAAUAUUGGAGCCCCCCCGCCCCCCCCCUCCCCCCAAUCGCCUAGAUAACAUGGACGGAUUCUAUGACCAGCAAGUCCCAUUUAUGGUCCCACCCAGUCACAAGUCCCAUGUGGAGGAGCCCUCUCACAGCAGGCCCCUGAACGACAGGAAGAGGAAGUUUGUUGACACAGAGCUCGCCCAGGACACCGAAGAACUCUUCCAAGACCUCAGUCAGCUGCAGGAGAUCUGGAUAGCAGAAGCCCAGGUGCCCGAUGACGAACAGUUUGUCCCAGAUUUCCAGUCGGAUAGCUUGAUGUUUCAUGGCCCGCCACCAGCCAAGAUCAAGCGAGAGCUGACUCCCCACAAAGAGCUGUCUCCCUGCCGCCAGGACAGGAGUCCCAUGCCCUACGGAGAGAAGUGCCUUUACAGCUACAGUGCCUGUGACAGGAAGCCCACUCCUGGGUUCAAGCCAUUAACUCCCCCCUCAACACCAGUCUCUCCUUGCGGCCCCACCAGCACAGCAGGAACGCACCCGUUGAGUGAGCAGACCCCCCCUCCUCACCCCCAUGUAGCCAACCCGACCCCAGUGCAGCGUCCAGUGCACCUACAGCAGGCGCUAACGGUGAGCGCAGGGUCUCCCAACCAGCAGGUGCUCCAAGGCCACAGCCACAGCCCACCCUUCGCCGUGCCCUGCGCACCCAUCAGCCAGGAUGCCAACACCUUCUCACCCGAGCACAGGUUCCAGAGGCAGAUGUCAGAGCCAUGCCUACCUUUCCCCCCAUCAGAGAGUCAAGGGCGCCCCCAGUUCCUGCCUCAGCCUGCCAAUAACAACAGCGCUCUGCCACGGGACAGCCGGCCACCGUACCAUCGGCAGAUGUCAGAGCCAUUGGUAGCCGUGCCUCCCCAGGGUUUUAAGCAAGAGCUCAUCGACCCACGAUACACGGAGCAGGGCGUCCCCACCAUGGGCCCCCCAGGUCCACCCCAGGGCCCUCCGCGUCAGGCCGCUUUCCACCCCAUGGCCAUCAAGCAGGAGCCUCGUGAUUUUUGCUUCGAUUCUGAAGUGCCUAACUGUCAGUCAUCGUUUGGGAGAGCGGGGAGCUUCUACCAAAAUAACCAUGAAAGCUUCUCCUUUGACAGAGAUCAUCAGCUGUACUUUGACGAUACCUGUGUGGUCCCUGAGAGACUAGAAGGUAAAGUGAAACAGGAGCCCUCUGUCUAUCGUGACGGCCCCCCCUACCAGCGCCGUGGCUCCCUGCAGCUCUGGCAGUUCCUCGUCACGUUACUGGACGACCCAGCCAAUGGCCACUUCAUAGCCUGGACUGGUCGCGGCAUGGAGUUCAAACUCAUUGAGCCUGAGGAGGUGGCUCGCCGCUGGGGCAUCCAGAAGAACAGACCGGCCAUGAACUAUGACAAGCUGAGCCGCUCGCUGCGUUACUACUAUGAGAAGGGCAUCAUGCAGAAGGUAAAGGUGGCUGGUGAGAGGUACGUGUACAAGUGUUGUGUGCGACCCCGAGGCUCUCUUCUCCAUGCCUUCCUGACAAACCAGAGGCCCAACCUGAAGCCGACCCGGACAGCCUGCCAGGCUGGACGACGACACCGUGCCCCUACCCACACGACGAGACCGCCCCCGUACAUGCUUGGACGCCGGGGAAGCAGUGCGUGGCAGGCUUGCCCUUCCCGACGGCUACAGCUACUAGCGAGACGCAGACUCCUGAAUGCACAACAACCACAUUGUUACACGCAAACACUCCAAAGUCUCUCGACACCCACUCUUAAAAUCCAGAGCUGGAACUGCAGAGGUGCUUGAAGGGGAAAAACCCCUUGCGCUCCGCUUUCUUCACGGUUCCCCCCUCUCCUGCUCCCUGGAAAACCUUCAUAAAACUCUGCAAAGCUCCCAAGCUUAAGAAACGAAUGAGGGAAAAACCUGC
Morone saxatilis (striped sea-bass) is the source of this 2122-nucleotide messenger RNA. It is a transcript of the gene etv5a, whose product is annotated as ETS variant transcription factor 5a. Gene Ontology annotation, biological process: regulation of transcription by RNA polymerase II; cell differentiation. The transcript is spliced from 13 exons. Gene Ontology annotation, molecular function: sequence-specific DNA binding; DNA-binding transcription factor activity, RNA polymerase II-specific. The coding region runs from base 265 to 2001 and encodes 578 amino acids. The record is from RefSeq and is a predicted model, not a curated record. NCBI's taxonomy places the organism in Eukaryota, Metazoa, Chordata, Actinopteri, Moronidae. Gene Ontology annotation, cellular component: nucleus.